Molecule: messenger RNA, 1065 nt
Organism: Symbiodinium natans
Lineage: Eukaryota; Dinophyceae; Suessiales; Symbiodiniaceae
Source: the annotation of a GenBank genome assembly
AUGGUGCAGGCAUCGGUGAAGCGUGCUUGUGUCCAAGAGCCGAGGCCAGAAGUGUGGCCUCCGCUCACUGUGAGUCAUUGGGCCAUGCAGGCUCUCUGGCAGUUGGUGUGGCCUGCUGAAAGUCACCUACCCCGGCUCCUGGCAGCUCAGGAACUUGGCCCAAUGGAAAAGCCAGCAGUUCCCAGCAGCAUCCCGCCGGAAAAGUUACUUUGCAGUGGACCUCCAGCGCCAUGCGAACCUGCAAACCAUUCGCCAUUGCAGGCUUUUCUUUGCCAUGCUUGCGGCAUGCACUGUGGGAGUAGCCUGCAGGCUUUCGUGAGCUCGCAGUCGCUGCCGCAGCAGAGACUGCCCCACACUUCGUCUCGGGACGGGCUUUCUAGACUUGACCAGUCACGGAGGCGCGAUGUGAAAAACACAUCCUCGCCUUCGCAGGCACUCCUCUGCGGGCACUGGUGUGGCCAAGAGUGUGUUCAGCACCUGCACCAGGCCAGCCUCAUGGUGACCAGACCAAACUUUGGACGGCCACCAGCACGUGCUGGGCCCGGCGAUCCCGAUCUAGCGUUGGAUUCUUGCAGGGCAAAUGAUGACCUGGACCGUUGUUCUGUGGUGCCGUGGUCGAGGCCGACAGAGUUGCCUUCGCUGCCCUCGGACGUCGACAUGGAAGAUUGCAAUGGCUGCAACCGAGAAACCACGAAGCCGAGAUUCUGGGAUCGAUGGGACGCUGAUGGCCUAGGCAUGCAGCGGGAACAGAUGCAAAAGGCACGUGUCCUGCAGGACUAUGUGGCGUGCGCUACUCCACCGGAGAGUUCCUUGCCGUCCUUGCCGAAUUUGCUUGAUGACACACACACCUGCCCAUCACCUUCUUCGGCGAGCCACCACAGCAUACUGCACAAGCCCGGGACACGCUCUCCAUGCCCUGCGAGAUUUGUGACCUUUACUGUGGAUGAGAGAGCAUCGCCGCCUGCCCAUCCUUUUCGUCCAUUGGCAUCUUCAAAGUCCAAAGGAGCGCAGAAAAAAAGGAGUACUGACAGUGGAGUGCUGUGGCACCUCAUCCCAGGAUCCUGA